GGUGGCUGCCCUGGCAUUGGAGCCACGAUGCCGUCAUCUUCGCCUUGGACCGGACCCGGUGGCUUGCAGGACUUGGAUCUUCCACUUAACGGAGCUGCCGCCGAACUUCCAGGGCGGGAGCCAAAGAUCGCGCCCAUGUCGAAGAACCCACCUGGCGUAGGCAUCAAGCGAGUCGGGAAAGUCGAACCGAAAGAGGUUGCUCCUGCGGGACCAGAUCCUCAGGGCCGAACAACAGUAAUGCUGAGGAAUUUGCCCAACAAUUACACGAGAGACAUGCUCUUGGAGCUGAUUGACAGCAUGGGCUUCCGUGGACAAUAUGAUUUCUUGUACCUCCCCAUUGAUUUCCAGACCCACGCCUGCCUGGGCUAUGCGUUCGUCAAUUUGGUGGAUCCAGGCUCACCGUGUUAG
Messenger RNA from Symbiodinium sp. CCMP2456, 408 nucleotides. The record is from the annotation of a GenBank genome assembly. NCBI's taxonomy places the organism in Eukaryota, Dinophyceae, Suessiales, Symbiodiniaceae.